Molecule: messenger RNA, 418 nt
Organism: Gallus gallus (chicken)
Lineage: Eukaryota; Metazoa; Chordata; Aves; Galliformes; Phasianidae
Gene: FAM229A
Product: family with sequence similarity 229 member A
Exons: 3
Coding region: 32-340 (102 amino acids)
Source: RefSeq, a predicted model, not a curated record
GCAGCGAUGCUGCGUGAAUCCCAGAUGAUGGAUGAAGCGCGUGACUGCUCCGCCAGGCAGGGGGGAGUGGGCUGUGCUGAGCACCCGCUCGGUGGGCACUAGACAUCCGGGCCUGGACAUGAGCUCCCAGGAAGCGCCGCGGGCCCGAAGGUUCCCCAUCGAGGCAGGCGACUGUCGCAGUGCGGCCGCAGCUUUGGAGUCACAGCAGCGGGUGGGCACUGCGUGGACUGCGGGCAGGCGGCUGCGGCGAUGCCCCGCCAACCACUGCCUGACGCUGCCCCACGUCCCCAUUGAUGUCUUCAUUGCCAUGGGAGGGAACUGCCGGCCACGCAGCACCUGAUGCCGCCGCACGCAGCCCGGGAGCAGCGAGGGACGCGGAUCCUUUAUGCACUUUGUAAAGAAAGGCCGUCCUACAGCG